Messenger RNA from Amorphotheca resinae ATCC 22711, 1803 nucleotides. RefSeq lists its product as hypothetical. Lineage: Eukaryota; Fungi; Ascomycota; Leotiomycetes; Helotiales; Amorphothecaceae. Gene Ontology annotation, molecular function: DNA-binding transcription factor activity, RNA polymerase II-specific; DNA binding; zinc ion binding. Gene Ontology annotation, biological process: DNA-templated transcription; regulation of DNA-templated transcription. The record is from RefSeq and is a predicted model, not a curated record. Bases 1 to 1803 code for a protein of 600 amino acids. The transcript is spliced from 4 exons.
AUGGCGAGCGUGGACCCAGAGGCUCUGUCGCCAACACCGGUUGGACUUGCACCCAGCUCCAGCCCCGGCACGAGCAGCACAAACCUUGCCCAUCCUCAAUCAACAGCGCCUGCAAUCCGUAGCGGUAGUUCUGUUGCCCCGAUAGCCUGUCUUGCUUGUCGAUCGAAACACCUGAAGUGCGAUGGGGCCAACCCGUGCGCACGGUGUGCCGCGCACAAGCUGGAGUGCAGUUUUGUUCGGUCACGUCGUGGAUAUAAGGGACCAAGACGGGUGAAAGCCGCCUCAGGAGCGCCCGACUCGCCCGACCAAACAGGGAGACGGUCUCCUCCUCAAGCGAGUCCGUACCGUCCAUCCAGCCAUCUCAGUCCCGCAGACACGCCAGGCAUAUCCAUUGCUGGGUCGUCUGUAGACAUAGAUACACUUCUUAGCUUCAGCAUGGCCCCUAUGAGCAACACGGGUCUCAUUCUCCCCUGGGAAACAUCGCAGGGCUCCGUAGCCAACGUCAAAGAGCGUUGCCUCGAAGCAUUCUUCUACUAUGCCCACCCAGCACAUCCUUUUCUCCUUCCAAGAGCCUACUUACUCGACCUGUUCAAGACUCGGCCUUUGCCACAUCUUGAAGCUGCAAUGCGCUAUCUCGGGUCCUUCUACGUUCCGUCGGCACCAAGGUCGUUACUCGCUGAAGAGGCGUUACACCUCCUAUCCGCAUCCUCGUGUCCAAGGGAUGGAUUCGCUGUACAGGCGAACAUGCUGGUGGCUAUCGGUCUUGACGGCAACGCAGAGCGAAAACGUGCUUUGGCUUUCUUAACUCAGGCGGGUGAUAUCGCGCUGGAGAUUGGAAUGCACCGCAGAGAAUUCCCUAGCCUGAAUGGCCAGGGAUUGCCGGUUAGGGAAGAGAGCUGGCGGAGGACAUGGUGGGAGCUCUUUGUUUUGGAUGGAAUGUUUGCCGGCGUGCACCAGCAGAGUCCUUUUAGGUUAAAUGAGGUUGGGUCGACCGUUUUGCUCCCUUGUGAGGAGCGAGACUAUGCAGGAGGAUGUAUCCCGGCCCCUCGCUCGCUCGAGGAGUUUGACGAUGGCGAUUUCUCUGAGGAUAUCGUAUUCUCCUCGUUCGCCUACCGAGUUGCUGCCAUUCGAAAUCUCGGCAGGGUUCUAAAACUUCAACCAGUUGUGUUCCCUGACGAUCCGGUCGUUGCCAACACUGAUGCUUACCUGAUCAAUUGGACGCUGCACCUUCCACCAACGAAGACGCUUGGCAUCGAAGACGGGCAGGUGGACGAGAUGCUGUUCCAAGCGCAUAUGAUCACCAACGCAAGCACCAUCCUCCUUCACAGACAACACUCUCAAUUAGAUACCGCCGUCGCUCGCAAUGUUACUUCUUGCGCCCCUCACCGACCUGUUGCCGGAGGACAGACCUACAACGUCCAUACCGCCAAGAUCAUACAAGCUGCGGAAAACAUCUCAAGGCUCGUCACCCUGCCCGUGGCAUUAGUCAAGCACACGCACCUUUUUACCUGCGUUAUCGCACUAUCUUCGGUCGUCCACCUGUCACGCUGGGCUGGUUUGAUGACUUUCAGUGAAGAUGAGACUCUCAAGCAGCUUAUUCGCCUCAACACAGGUGCCCUGAAAACAAUAUCUGGCGUGUGGCCAUCUGCGCAGAAAGUGCUGCCGCAGCUGAAGGACGUGGCACGAAAUAUAUUUUCUUCCCAAAAAUCAGCUGCUGAAAAAGGAUUCUGGGAUACUUUCGCGGAUGAUGAGAUGAGGAAUCUAGUGGAAGACGAAAAUAUCAGUGGGUUUCAGCUGACCUAA